Emericellopsis cladophorae is the source of this 1458-nucleotide messenger RNA. Its product is annotated as serine hydroxymethyltransferase. Gene Ontology annotation, biological process: folic acid metabolic process; tetrahydrofolate interconversion; L-serine catabolic process. Gene Ontology annotation, molecular function: pyridoxal phosphate binding; serine binding; glycine hydroxymethyltransferase activity. NCBI's taxonomy places the organism in Eukaryota, Fungi, Ascomycota, Sordariomycetes, Hypocreales, Bionectriaceae. The record is from RefSeq and is a predicted model, not a curated record. Gene Ontology annotation, cellular component: cytoplasm. The transcript is spliced from 2 exons. The coding region runs from base 1 to 1458 and encodes 485 amino acids.
AUGGGUUCCUCUACCAACGCUGACUAUGCCCUGUCGGCUGCUCACAAGGAGAUGCUCGAGAAGAGCCUCCUCGACUCGGACCCCGAGGUCGCUGAGAUCAUGAAAGAUGAGGUCCAGCGCCAGCGCGAGUCGAUCGUCCUGAUCGCCUCCGAGAACAUUACUUCCCGCGCCGUCUUCGAUGCCCUGGGUUCGCCCAUGUCCAACAAGUACUCCGAGGGUUACCCCGGCGCCCGCUACUACGGUGGCAACCAGCACAUUGACCAGAUCGAGCUGCUCUGCCAGCGUCGUGCCCUGGCUGCCUUCCACGUCGACCCCGAGAAGUGGGGUGUCAACGUCCAGUGCUUGUCUGGCAGCCCUGCCAACCUUCAGGUCUACCAGGCCAUCAUGCCUCCUCACGGCCGUCUCAUGGGUCUCGACCUCCCCCACGGUGGCCACUUGAGCCACGGGUACCAGACACCCCAGCGCAAGAUCUCGGCUGUCUCCACCUACUUUGAGACUAUGCCCUACCGUGUCAACCUUGACACUGGCAUCAUCGACUACGACCAGCUCGAGAAGAACAUUGUCCUCUACCGCCCCAAGGUCCUCGUCGCCGGUACCUCUGCGUACUGCCGUCUGAUCGACUACGAGCGCAUGCGCAAAAUCGCCGACCUUGUCGGUGCCUACCUUGUCGUCGACAUGGCCCACAUCUCGGGUCUGAUCGCCGCCGAGGUCAUCCCCACGCCCUUCCUCUACGCCGACAUUGUCACCACCACCACCCACAAGUCUCUCCGUGGUCCCCGUGGUGCCAUGAUCUUCUACCGGAAGGGCGUUCGCUCCGUCGACGCCAAGACCGGCAAGGAGACCCUCUACGACCUCGAGAACCCCAUCAACUUCUCCGUCUUCCCCGGCCACCAGGGUGGCCCCCACAACCACACCAUCACUGCCCUGGCCGUUGCGCUCAAGCAGGCUCAGACCCCCGAGUUCCGCCAGUACCAGGAGAAGGUUGUUGCCAACGCCAAGUCGAUCGAGAACAAGUUCAAGGAGCUCGGCCACAAGCUCGUGGCCGACGGCACCGACAGCCACAUGGUCCUCCUCGACCUGCGCCAGCACGCCCUGGACGGUGCUCGUGUCGAGGCCGUCCUCGAGCAGAUCAACAUUGCCUGCAACAAGAACUCCAUCCCUGGUGACAAGUCGGCCCUGACCCCCUGCGGUAUCCGCAUCGGUACCCCUGCCAUGACCUCGCGUGGCUUCGGCGAGAAAGACUUUGAGCGCGUCGGCCAGUACAUUGACGAGGCGAUCAAGAUCUGCAAGGAGGUCCAGGGCGCGUUGCCCAAGGAGGCCAACAAGCUCAAGGACUUCAAGGCCAAGGUGGCCGGCGGCGAGGUCGCCCGCAUCAACGAGCUCCGCAAGGAGAUCUCGGCCUGGACCAGCGCCUUCCCCCUCCCCGUCGAGGGCUGGCGUCUGGAUGCCGGCAUCUAA